Messenger RNA from Peniophora sp. CBMAI 1063, 1857 nucleotides. NCBI's taxonomy places the organism in Eukaryota, Fungi, Basidiomycota, Agaricomycetes, Russulales, Peniophoraceae. The record is from the annotation of a GenBank genome assembly.
AUGGACACCGUUCACAUCGUCCGCGGCGCGUAUGGAAUAAAUGAUCCACUGGCUUCCUCAAGGGCAACCACGUCAAUACCCCUCACAGUGCUCCAUUACUACAGCCGCUGCCUUUGGGACCCUAAUUGUCAACUCAGAUACCGCGCGACUGCGUUUCAGGAUUUGAUCUAUUGUCGCACUGUGCGAGUGCGCGGUCCUUCCACGUUUCAAAGUAUAAAUAACUCAAGAGACAGCAUUCGUUUUCACGCUUCGGCCUCUGUCGAUUCGGAAGCACAAUCCGCUAAUCGCCUGCCUCUCAGCAACCCCGUUUCACCAUGUAUCGGGUCGUUACUUGUCUUUGCGCCCUUUCCAUCGGGUCCUGCCGGUCUGCCUUUCAUCGGCAAUAUUCUCAAUUUCCCAAGAGCCAAACCAUGGGUCGUAUUUGGCCGUAUAUGGGGGAUGGAGCACGGGAGGAUCAUGUCUGCCCGCCUCUGGAGUCAAGUGUAUAUCAUCAUCAACGAUUUCGACGUGGCCGUAGAACUUUUAAGCAAACGAGGCAACAUCUACGCGAAUCGCCCUACGAGCAUCAUGCUCGAGCUCGCUAACUACCAUCAUGGACUGGCUGCAGAGCCGUACGGGCAAAGAUUCCGUGAUUAUCGCAAACUGUUGAGUCGUGUGCUAGGAAGUCGAACCGCUGUGAGAAGAUACCAAGACGUCGGCGAGUAUCACACGACCAGGCUGCUGCAACAUCUCCUAAAGCUGCAGCCGGGUGGUAAGGAUACACAAUCGGUCAUACACAAGGCUAUCGGCGAAUUCGCUUUACACAUCACCUAUGGUUAUAUAGCCAACCGAGAUCUAGCUUCGGAAGACCCUUUCAUGGUGUUGGCCGAACAGGCACAAUCUCAAUUUGCCACACUUACUGCUCCUGGCAGAUACAUGGUCGAGUACUUUCCUUUCCUCCGAUACCUUCCGACUUCGGCACCGUUCGCAGGAUUCAAACGACUGGCUGCCUCGUGCUCUGAGACGUCGCGCCUGUUCCAUGAUUUGCCUUAUCAGUACACGCAAAGACACCUUGAGGCUGGGGAUGCGUCGAGCUCAUUCGUAGCCGACGUACUUUCGGAUGAAGAUGCCGUUGACCGCGAGUAUGUCAAAUGGGUAGCAGGAUCCUUCUAUGGCGGAACUUCUGACACAACUACCACCGCUCUCUCGGCGUUUUGUAUCGCCAUGUGCCUCCAUCCCGAAAUUCAGCACCGCCUCCAUGCUGAGAUCGACGAAGUCACGGGUGGACACCGUCUGCCCACGUAUGGUGAUCGGCCCAACCUCCCAUAUGCGGAGGCUGUUAUCAAAGAGGUACUGCGUUGGUUGCCAAUUGCGCCGUUGGCACUCCCACAUUGUGUGACUCAAGACGACUACUACGGCGGAUACUACAUCCCACAGAACAGUAUUGUGCUUACCAACUGUUGGGCGAUGCAACAUGAUGAGAAAGCUCAUCCCGAGCCUUCCAUCUUCAAACCUGAGCGGUUUCUCGGUCCCAAUCCAGAGCGUGAUCCUGCGAAAGAAGUUUUCGGUUUCGGAAGACGCUCUUGCCCUGGUCUUCAUCUCGCCGACAUGGUCAUAUUUAUUGCCAUCGUCAAGAUUGCCGCUGCCUUCAACAUCAAGGUGGCUAUCGGUCUGGACGGGCAGCUCGUCAUGCCCUCGCAUGACACCGAUACAAAUGGACCAAUUACACUCCCCGACGCCUUCCCUUGCACAUGGGAGGCUCGGUUGCCCAAUCUCGGGGCGACUUUGUCGAAGAUUCUUGAUUCGUCACGGUUCUCUCACAAUAAGAGAGGUGUUACCAAUGAAAAUGACCAGCAAAUCGGGCAAGGCAUACUGUAG